AUGUUUCUACGGCCUGUUCAGCGUCGGCUUCCAGCCGUAGCCCGUUGCACGGCUCGUGCUCCUCGGCGACUCUGGUCACGUCCGUUGUCCAGCGCAUCUAGAUACCCAACACUGUCACAAUUCAACCGGUCCGAGUUCACAAGCCAACCAUUUUCCGGUAGCUAUGAGCCCGGUGCUCCGACUAAUGGCCCCCUGGGCUCGACGCCGGCCUUUGGAGCCCCGCGCAUCACACCCAAGGUGCUGAAGCAGUACCUCGAUCAGUUUGUUGUGGGGCAAGACCGCGCAAAGAAGAUACUCAGUGUCGCUGUAUACAACCAUUAUCAACGAGUACAGGAGGCUGUGCGGCGUGAAGAAGAGCAGGCAGAAGCUACGGUUAAACGUCAGAGGAGAGAAGCGCUGGAGAGCCAUCCCUUAGACGAUGAUUUCCCACCUUCUCCAAAAAGUACUACAACUACUCAAUCAGCCAAGUCUCGCCAAGGCUCGAUUCCUUUGGAGCAACCGGAGCUCACCGAUUCAUCACCGCUACAACUCGAGAAAUCCAACGUUUUGCUAUUGGGUCCGUCUGGUGUAGGAAAGACAUUGAUGGCAAAGACACUUGCCAGAGUCCUUUCUGUGCCCUUCAGUAUUUCCGACUGCACCGUGUUUACACAGGCUGGAUACAUUGGAGAGGACGCAGAACAGUGUGUUCACCGACUUUUGGCAGCUGCAGACUAUAAUGUGGAACAGGCGGAGCGCGGAAUCAUCGUUCUUGAUGAGGUUGACAAGCUUGCAGCAGCCAAGGUCAGCCAUGGGAAGGAUGUCGGAGGAGAAGGAGUUCAACAGGCCCUUCUCAAGAUCAUAGAAGGCACGACCGUGCAGGUUCAAGCAAAGCCGGAGAAGAAUCCACGGGCAACCAGCCCUCCAAACAGCUUUCCAUCCAACAGCCCAUUGGGCAACGGACCAUUCCAACCAAAUAACCCGAACCCCGCCGCCAAAGGCGAGAUAUACAAUGUGCGAACAGACAACAUCCUCUUCGUCUUCUCCGGAGCCUUCGUCGGACUCCACAAAGCGAUCAUGGACCGGAUAUCCCGUGGAUCUAUAGGAUUUGGUCAACCCGUCCGCACACCCUCAAACACAAACGAUUUCCCUGGUUCCGCCAAUGUUUCUCCAAGUCAACCCCUUCCAAUCCUCCCCGGAUCCGAAGAAGAAGCUCUGUACAAGAAGCACCUGCCUUUCUUCACCUCCGCGUCGCCAGCUGGUUCUGGCGCCGAGCCAACCUACUUCAACGCCCUCGACCUCAUAACCCCCUCCGACCUCCAAAGCUACGGCUUCAUCCCAGAAUUGAUUGGCCGAAUCCCCGUCACGGCAGCCCUUUCUACCCUUUCUCAGCCUCUGCUCAUGCGCAUCUUGACAGAGCCGCGCAACUCUUUACUCGCCCAAUACACGACUCUCUUUUCCCUUUCGGGCAUCGAGCUACGCUUCACGACCCCGGCACUACAUAAAGUCGCCGGAAACGCCUUCACCAUGGGCACCGGUGCAAGAGCCCUGCGCACAGAGAUGGAAACGAUACUUAGUGAUGCCAUGUUCGAAGCGCCGGGCUCGAGUGUGAAGUUCGUUCUCGUGACCGAAGCUGUCGCAGAGCGAAAGGAGAAGCCAGUGUAUUUAGCCCGUGGCCAGGGCGGUCGGUUCCAUGCGAUGAUCUCCGCCGAGGAAAGCGUGUGGGAAGAAAAGACAAGAAAGGAGCAGGAAAAGAAGAAGAUUCAGUCUGAAGACGGAGGCUCUAGUCCCUCGAAUCUUCAAGAGUGCAAGUCUAAGGCUGUUGGUUAA
Penicillium olsonii is the source of this 1806-nucleotide messenger RNA. The record is from the annotation of a GenBank genome assembly. Lineage: Eukaryota; Fungi; Ascomycota; Eurotiomycetes; Eurotiales; Aspergillaceae.